AUGUUUGAAUCCAUCAUCUCUGAGAUUCUAACAACAGUUCUUGGGAAGUACAUCGUUUUGAACCCCCAGAUGUUGAAAAUCAAUUUGGGGAAGGGGGAAGUCAUUCUCUCCAACCUUUCUCUUCGAAAGGAUGCAUUGAAGUCACUUAACCUUCCCAUAGAUAUAGUUCACGGGCAAGUAGCACGCCUUCAUGUCAAAAUCAAAAAUUUGAGUGAAAUAGUCAUUCAAGUUGCGAACGUUACAGCGCUCUGUGUUCCUCAAAAGCAGUUUGUGUAUGACGCAAAAAAAGAAAUGGAAGAAGAUCUCAAAAAGAAGUUAGAAGCAAUUGAACAGUUUGAGGCUUUUACUAAGAUCACAAGUGGCGAUUCCGGGUUUACGGCCAAGAUCGUAAGAAAUGUGUUGGAAGGGUUAAUAGUGACUGUUUCAAACGUUCAUUUGCGGUAUGAAGAUAAUGAUGAAAACACUGGUAUUUAUUUCUCAAAUUUGACGUUUUGUAACGCAAAGGAGCAACCUGUUGGGAUCAUAAGAAAAGAAGCCGUUGUUGAAUCUUUGAUGUUCUACGCUGGUACUGAAAAAAUGGAGAUUAACGAGAAACCAACGAAGAUAAACAACAUCACGGAAAUGCCGGAAUUAACUGUUACAAUCGACUUUGUACAAAAACAUUACAAACAAAUUAAAGUGUAUGUGCAAGCGAACAUGUUCAAGUCUACAUUAACACACAAACAGUACCAAGUGUUUUUAAGUGUUGUUGGUAGACUCUCUGAGUACGCACAAGCAAUCAAAUUUCUUGGAUUAAGACCACAAGUCCCAGUUGUUGGUAAUGAAAAGCGUUGGUGGAUGUAUGCUGUUGAUGCUUUAAAGAAGAAAAAGCAAGAUGACGACAACAAAAAGGUGCGGGAAGAUGUCAUCAGAAAUUAUGAGAACAGUUACACUGCGUUGUAUUCCAAAUGGAAAGACAGUGGUAAAGAUGACACGCCCAAAGAAAUAUUAGCGAUGGACAAAGAGCUUCGCACUGAUGAAAUUAUCGAAUUAAGAAAGAGGGGGUUGGCCAAGUUAGCAUCUGGCAUGAAGACGGGGUGGUAUCAUCGAAAGAAAAUGGGGAUGACCAAAGAGGAGGUAGAAACCCUCUGUCGAAUGUUAGAAGCGAAUGAUGUUAAAAUUGAAGAUAAAGAAGAGAUGUUUCGACUUGAAAUUCAUUUAGAGUAUGGAGAAGUGUCUUUAGAGAACAAUGACAGGAGUCGUACCUUAGCUCGACUCAUAACAAAUAAUAUUGAUUUGAAGUGUGUGAUCUAUGGGAAAGGCUUUCAAAUUCAAUUUGUGUGUGACAAUGCGGAAGUUAUGGAGUUUAUUAGUUGCCAUGAAAAGGUGUUGAAAAGAAACAUGGAUGGAGUGCCUUUAGUCCAUGUUAUUAUCGAACACCCAAUCAAAGGACCAGAUGCUAUUAUCACUGCUAAAGUAGCCGGGACUGAAGUCUCGUUUAAUAAAGCACUUUUGAUGGGAAUGUACCAGUUCUUUGUUGUUCCAGACAAGAUUAACAUCUCACAGAUACGUGCAUUUGCUGAACAACAACUUGGGAAGUUCUAUCAACUUGCGACGAACAGAAUAGGAGAAAUAAUAACUAACCACCAACCAACUAUUCAACUCAACGUCGAAAUUGUUGCUCCAACAGUCACCGUCCCACUCUUUUUUGAUAACAAAGAGUCUCCGUGUUUUAGAGUUUCACUUGGUAAUUUGCGAAUUGAUUCUGUUGAUGCGGCUGUUGGGCAAAGCUUCAAAGUGAAGUUAAAAGAUGUUGAUGCCUCUGUUUUUGGUUCCAUGAAGAACUCAACACAAUUGUUCUAUGCAAAUUAUGUGUUACAAAAUUUCAGUGGAGAAGCAAAUGUGAAUGUCGGUAUACCCGAUUUGCCUUUUGUCGACAUCACUGCCGUGUUCAAACCAUUUGUGUGUAAAGUGAGUAAAGCAAAGAUAGAUUUGGUCAAGGAGUACAUUUCAGAAUUCUCGACCGGAUGGGACAAAGUGAUUAUUGGGAAGAAAAUAGAAGGCGAACUUUCACUUGAUGACUUGGCGUUUAUUAAACAACAGAAGGAGUUGAUCACCAAUUUAAUGAAAAAGGCUGCGAAAGAGUCUUUUAGAGUGAAUGCAGUUCUUGAGAAGUUCGAACUUGGUGUUGCACAAAUCGGUGACUCUGAGGAGAGACACAUGAUAACACAAUUGAUAGUCGAGAAAGUUGGAUUAAAAGUCGGAGUGAAGAUGAAUGGUGCGGAUGUCACUGCGACGGUGGGGAGUGUCGAGCUUGAAGAUCAUGUCAAUCAAACGCCCAAAAUACCAUAUAUCAUAUCAAGUAAAUAUGAUGGGAAUACUACAUGCUGUGAAGUUAAGAUGAAUGUGUUGUGGAACUUAGGGUUGAUUGAUAUCAAAGGCACGACUCAAGUGAAUAAGGUGGGUGUAGUUGUUCAACCAAAAGUAGUUAGUGAGUUAAUAAAAUAUGGAAUGAGUCUGUUAUUCUCUUACAACAUUGACCUUCGGUCAAAACAAGAAAAGGAAGAGUCACUGAAAAAGGUGUUAAAAGUUAUGAAAGAUGCUGUAGGCAUUUUAGAUGAAGAUGAUGAUAUAAGUUUUGAAGAAAAGCCUGUAGUAGUGAAGGAGAAAAAGACGUCUGAAGUUAAAGAGGAGAGUACCACUGAAACACAAAACAACAAAAAGACCAAAGAACAUCACAAAAACAGAUUUCAAAAAGAACUUGAAGCCUUUGAACUUAAAGUCCAUGUUAACAUGGAAAUGUCUGUAGUGGAAUGUGGACUGUGUUUGGUGGAAGACAACGACAAAAUGGCUACCAUGUCUAAAUUACAAAACAUGCGUGUGGGCAUCCAAUUUAUUGACAAACCCGAAUUCUCUGUUGAAGUGGGCAAAGCCAAUAUUUUUGAAAUAGAUGAAGGCAGUGGUGAUAAGCGUCCGGUACUUGUUUACAACGGAGAUAAAUUGCUUCAAAUGAAUUAUAAACAAAGUGUUUUGACUGUGAAUGAACAACAACUGCCACAACAUGACAUUACACUCAAUGUUGACACAUUAUAUUUCUAUUUGUGCCCUUCAUUCAUUACACGAACAAUCCGAAUUAUUGCAAGCAACUCUUUGAUUCAAGCAAUUGAUAUAGAAGACGUUCACAAACAGUUGGUUAAAGGUUUCAGUUCACUAUCUACUAACUUAAAAUCGGCGAUGAAAAGCAUCACAAUCAAAAAAAGAGUUUCAAAUGGCGAAAUUUCACUGUUCAACCCUAAAAUAGUGUUUAACUCACCACAAAUACGACUGUUCAAAGACUAUGCAAGUGGUGAUUAUUCACUGAACGCGUCUGCUGGUGUCAUUCAUAUCUCAAGUGACAUCACACAAGAGGAAAAUACAAUUCGACAAAUGUUUAUGAUUCAAACGGACAACAUCGACAUCUCAACUACACGAAUGAGUCAGACUAUUCCAGUUAUCAGAGAACUGAGUUUUGAAUGUCAGGCGUGUGUCGAAACCCAAAUUGAGGAAAAGACAUCACCAAGAGUCACUAUUGUGUGUGUAGUUGAUAACCCACUGAAAGUCGAUCUUGAAGCCACACAACUCCAGUUUUGUGUUGAUUAUAUCUUGUCUAUUAAAGACAAAGUCGAUUUGAAAAUGUUUGAAAAUCUGAUCGACCACAUCAAAUCGACUCGACAGAAACGAGCUGCAAAGAGUGUGGAGUACACAAAGGAUUUGAGAAGAAGUACAAGAAAGGAAAAGGUGUAUACGUUGACUGGAAACUUCUCAGUCAAAACAAUAGAAAUUCUCUUCAAGAAUGAAAACAAUUUGGCACUGGCUGGUGUCACCAAUGUGAAUGUUGCAAUUCGAAUGACAGAGGACAUGUACUUAGAAGGAGAGAUUAAUGUGUUUGAUGUCAAAGUUGAAGAUGCACGACCAAAAGCAGAAGGUCGGUUCCACAAAUGCUUUUACAAGAGGUCCGACUCUUCAUUUGCGACAAUGAAAUUUGAUAUGUUCAUACCAACGCAGCAAUUGAUAUCUGAGAGUGUUAUAAAUUGUCCAUCUAUAGUGAUUAUACCAUCACUGUUUGCAGAUUUGGCGAUGAUUGUAAUGAAAUUGAUUCCACAAAAGCCACAAAUAGAGAGUGAAGCACAGAAGAAAGAUAAGAAAGAGUGUGAUAGCACUGUCAUCAAGAAAAUAACUUCUUCAAUUCAAGUCAAAGAAGCUAUUGAAGCAAUGACUCGAUGUGAAGUGAAGGAUUCGGUAUUACAAGAUGACGCGGAUCUUAAGAGACACUCUGGGUCUAAAAUAUUCAAUAAUUUAAGAGAGAAAUAUCCAAAACUCUCAGACCACGCAAUUGAAUAUUUGUGCGACGAGAUGUUGAGACAGUCAUUCAUCUGUGGGAGUUUCCCAUUUAACUCCAAUGAGAUGUACACGGUAUUAACAGCGGAUGUGGACAACCAGACGUCUAUCUUUAUGCCAUCAUUUGAACCAAACAAAUUAAAGCCUGAAUUUAAAAAGAAUGAUGAAGAUAGAAUGGUCUUUAUUGUUGCAAUAAACAACUUAUCAUGUGUGAUAAUGAUGGAUGACGACGAUUUGAAUACUGCAUAUUUACUCAGUGAAGUGAAUGGAAGUGGCAACUUCUCUGUGAAGAAAAGUUCUGCGAUGAACUUUGUGUGUAUGCUGAACCAAGUAGUCUUUAAAAAUUGUAAAGCAGAACAAGGGUUGUUGAAAUAUGAAGGAAACGUGAUGAACGAUGGCUUUGAUUUUUCAAUUCGAGGGACAUUAGAGCAAAAUUCGAGUCUGCUUGACUUCUCAAGUCAGUGCAUUUUUACACCAGGAAAAUUUGUGGUGUCCUUUGACGACAUUCGAAUGUUCAGAGGUGGUGUAAAGACACUCCAAAAAUUGAUCAAACGAUUCAACGACUUGAAUACCGGAAAACCAAAACUUAUUGCAAACCAAAAAACUACUUUGGCAACACUAUUUAGAAACCCUCCAAAUAUAAGAAUUGAUGGAAAGGACUUCUAUAUCCACUCGACAUUCUCAAUUAACGAUUUUGAAGUGGUGAUGAACCACCCAACCAUUUUAACCCCUGUUUAUAGAAUGAAUGUGGUCAAAGCGGAAAUGAAAGUCUCUGGAUUCAAUGACGAUAUAUCAGUGAAUAUAUCGCCAAUGGUCUCAUUCGACGCAUUUAACCAGAAGUUUGGAGAAUAUGAGAGAGUCGUCGAACAAGUUCAAAUGACUUUGACAUUGCGCAUGUCGUGUGAUAUUGUGGAAGGAGAGCCCCGAAUGUGUCUUGGUGUCAAUUGUGGGUUUGGCGAUCCUGUGGAUGUGACUGUUACAAAGGAAUUUAUCGACCAGUCAAUUCAUAUGUACAAACAGAUUGACAAAUUACUGGAAGAAGCGACUGGGUCGACUUUGUUCAAAGAAGUUCGUGUCGUAGACCACUUGACAACAGUAACCACACGAAAUAAGAUAUGGGUCAGUAUAGAUGGAAGAGAAAAGGAAAUUUUAGAGGCGAAUAAAGAGACUCGAUUGGGAGUGGAUACGUUUGGAAAGGAAAUUAAAGAAUUCUAUUUAGUAGUUAAUGGAGAGUCAUUUAUAGUUCCAUUGACUACAACGAUGACACAAUUAUAUAUUUUAAAGAACCGAGUCUACUUCAUGAGUCAUUUAGUUUAUUGUGAGGAUGGAUCGAAAACAGUGUUCUUGGAGAGUUGUAAACAACUGAAAAACGUGUUGGACAUCCCAAUCACAAUUUGUUUGAGAAAAGACGAUGGGACUCAACACCAAUUAGUGUUAAAUCCAGACGAAAAACGGUCAUUACCACAAGAAUUUGUUAAGUGCCCCAUUCAAGUCCAAUUUGAAGACAAACACAUGACGUUCAUGAGCGACAAUAUUACUAAGACGGUAUUGUGCCCAAUUGAUAAAUCAAAGAACGACUUUUUGUUAAUCGAGCCAAAGAGUGUGACAUUUGAAACACCAACUGGCAACUGUGAAGAGAUGAAUUAUCUGAUAAAAUACCCAUUCAUGAUAUCUAACAUGCUUCCUCGAGUUGUGAAUGUGUCUAUUGAAAAGAAUAGUAUGGUUGUGGAGAGUGGGAAAACAGUACGAAUUGUAAGAAGACCAUCAGAUAACUUCCUCUUCGAAGGAGAAGGGACUUCAAUCAAAAUUAAGAUGAGGAAAUUUGAUGAUGUCACCAUAGACUAUUACAAAUUGACAAAUGGAAUGUACAUUAGAGCUCGUUGGGACAAAGGACUAUGUGUUAUCGAUAGUGAGUUUCUCCUCUUUAACAAAACAAAUGAAAACAUCUUUGCAGAAGUUGGACGCUCAAAGGUACUCAUCCAACCCAAUUCAAGUGGAAGUAUUAUGACCUUCCAAAAAGACAAUUUGAAGUUGGUUAUGUGCGAAGGAUAUUCUCAAGAAUUACAACCAAAGUCCAUCACAUCGGGCGACUUGUGCAUUAUAGGGAAGAAAGAAACGAAUUUUGUUCACUUGGAAUUAUCAUCAGACCCCAAACUUGAAGGUGUCAAAAUAGUAACAAUUACAUAUGCGUAUUACGUCAUUAAUGUGACUGAUGUCGAUUUAAUUGUGAAAUGUGGAGAUCAAGGCGAUUAUAGAAAAGUAAGAAAAUGUAGUGGUGACGACAAUACCCCUGUUCCUUUGAUACUUCCAAAAACAAAAUCGACAGAUGUUGUACCAUCAUUUGAAAUUGGACGAAGUGACAAAGGGCCGUGGUCAAAGCCCAUUUGUUGUGUGACUGGGAGUGCAACAGCGUUUUGUUUGGUGAAAGGAAACAACAUGUUUGAGAGAGACAGUUUCUAUGUAACUGUUAGGAAUUAUGGGUCUGGACAAUGUGUUGUUAUUGAACACCAAUCUGCACAUAAAUGUAAAUACCGACUUGUGAAUGACACAAAACAUGAAAUAGUGUAUGCUGAUGUUGCUGGAAGGUUUGGUUUUAAAAACACAAUUGAGCCAUUCACUGAGACUUCCAUUGAGUUUCCAAAUACCGUCGACAUUCAAAAAGUGUAUGUCACAUCGAACUUCUUGCCGGAACAAGAGAUGAAAUUUUCAUUAAAGAAAUUGAAGUUUUAUGAUCCCUUCACAACAGAUGCAUUAUACUUUGGGUACACUUAUAUCAUUAACGGCAUCACAACAUUGACCUUUACAACAAACCAAGUCAAAGUAAUGGAAGAGUGUCCUCUGUUUAUUUUAAACAAUCGCGAACAAAAUGGGAAAAGUUCAAUUACUUCUUCGUUACAUGUCCCCAUUGUAACAUUCUCAUUUAGAGCUCCAAGUGUUGGUGUGGACUUGGUUGACCAUCAUAGAGAUGAAUUGUGUUACACCCGCUUCUUAAGUGUCAAUGCAAAUGCUCGAAUAAAUUCGAAGUACUCAGAAGCAGCGUGUGAUGUCGGAAGUAUUCAAGUUGACUGUGACACAAUCAAUGCGGAUGAUGAAGUCCUUGUUUAUAUACCAAAGACCACUUUACCUGCUUUCCACGUCUCCACACAAGUUAUUCAAAGUGAAACAUCAGACACAUUCUUCUUUUUCCCGUUUAUUAAUGUGUUAGUCCAACCAAUCACAGUUGCCGUUGAAAGUAGUUUCAUUGCACGUUUAUAUGACCUUUUCAAGUCAAUUCCAUUCCAUUUGUUCUCCACAACUACACCAGAAACCCCUAAAGGAAUUCCUCCACUGAACUCAAAAUUCUCUGCGUUCAUCAAAUCGCUUGUGUUACAACCAAUUGUUCUUUCUAUUUCACUCAAUUUGCAACCAAAUCAGUUGGUCUUCAUCCCAUAUAAUGCAGCAACAGCACUUUUACACGCACUCGGUUCUUCAUUAGUAAACAUCAGAGAUUCUUCAAUUAAGUUGAACGCCUCAAUCGCAAAGAAUAUCAACGGCGACAUGGCCUCCUUAAAACAGGUUUUCAUCGAACAUUACUACAAGCAAAUCAUGAACCAAGCCAUCCUCCUCUUUGCAAAUUCUUCGUUUUUGGGAAACCCUCGAGGGCUACUGAAAGACAUCUCAACUGGAUGCCACGACUUCUUCUACGAGCCAGCACAAGGCCUCACUGUUUCCGCGAGUUCAUUUGGGCAUGGGAUGGCAAAAGGUGUCAGAUCUCUGGCUAAGAACACUACGCAUGGUGCCGCGUCUUCCGUUUCUGGGAUGUCGAAGUCUUUUUCGUCCUUUGUUGCUUCUUUAAGUUUUGAUCAGGCGUACAUUGACAAGAGAAAUGCAGACCGCCGUGCGAAAACGACAGGAGAAGGAAUGAGAAAGGGGUUUGAAUCGUUUUCAAGUGGGAUGUUCAAUGGUGUUGCUGGGUUAGUGUAUCAGCCUGUUGUUGGUGCCCAGAAAGAUGGUGUUGGUGGAUUCUUUGCUGGUGUUGGGAAAGGAGUCGUUGGUGUCUUUGUCAAACCAGUUGUUGGUGCAAUUGAUUUAGUAGGUAAGACUUCCGAAGGCAUAGGCUCAAGUACCAACACGAAUAAGAUUCUGAGGAUCCGAGAACCAAGGAGUGUCAACUACAAAGUCGUGAUGAAGUCGUACGACAAAAAUGAGUCAUUCUUACUGAAGUUGGUGAGAAACACCAAAUUGGAUGUGUACAUUGUUUCUUACUUGUCACAAGGGACAUGUGCUUGGGUUCUAGGAGAAAAGCACUUCUACGUCUAUGAAAACAACGACAUCAAAAUCUUCAAAUACCCAUCACUUGAAAUCAACAGAACAGUUGAUGGGCUUCAAGUUGUUUGUAAAGCAGUGAAGUAUACACACUCCCUCAGAGUAAAAGUGGACAUUCCAUCAAGUAUAGCUUUUCUGAAAAGAGCUCAGAAUGUGAUCAAAUUUAAUUAA
Entamoeba invadens IP1 is the source of this 8832-nucleotide messenger RNA. RefSeq names its product tipc, putative. NCBI's taxonomy places the organism in Eukaryota, Evosea, Mastigamoebida, Endamoebidae. The transcript has a single exon. Gene Ontology annotation, cellular component: extrinsic component of membrane. The coding region runs from base 1 to 8832 and encodes 2943 amino acids. The record is from RefSeq and is a predicted model, not a curated record. Gene Ontology annotation, biological process: protein targeting to vacuole; protein retention in Golgi apparatus.